Molecule: messenger RNA, 2155 nt
Organism: Schistosoma rodhaini
Lineage: Eukaryota; Metazoa; Platyhelminthes; Trematoda; Strigeidida; Schistosomatidae
Source: the annotation of a GenBank genome assembly
AUGUCAAUCAAAUUAUUGGAUGAUAAUGAAAUUUUGAAUUUUUAUAAUAAUAAUAAUGAUAUUAAUAGUAAUAAUAACGAUAGUAGUAACAGUAGUAGUAGUCGUAGACAUAGUAGUGAUAGUGGUAGUCGUAGACGUCGUACUAGUAGUAGUCAUAGUAGUAGUAGUAGUAGUCGUAGACAUAGUAGUGGUAGUGGUAGUAGUAGUAGUCGUAGUCGUAGUAGCUGUAGUAGUAGUCGUCGUACUAGUAGUAGUCAUAGUGUGGUGUAUACUACUACUACUACUACUACUACUACUACUACUACUACUACUACUACUACUACUACUACUACUACUACUACUACUACUACUACUACUACUACUACUACUACUACUACUACUACUACUACUACUACUACUACUACUACUACUACUACUACUACUACUACUACUACUACUACUACUACUACUACUACUACUACUACUACUACUACUACUACUACUACUACUACUACUACUACUACUACUACUACUACUACUACUACUACUACUACUACUACUACUACUACUACUACUACUACUACUACUACUACUACUACUACUACUACUACUACUACUACUACUACUACUACUACUACUACUACUACUACUACUACUACUACUACUACUACUACUACUACUACUACUACUACUACUACUACUACUACUACUACUACUACUACUACUACUACUACUACUACUACUACUACUACUACUACUACUACUACUACUCCUACUACUACUACUACUACUACUACUACUACUACUACUACUACUACUACUACUACUACUACUACUACUACUACUACUACUACUACUACUACUACUACUACUACUACUACUACUACUACUACUACUACUACUACUACUACUACUACUACUACUACUACUACUACUACUACUACUACUACUACUACUACUACUACUACUACUACUACUACUACUACUACUACUACUACUACUACUACUACUACUACUACUACUACUACUACUACUACUACUACUACUACUACUACUACUACUACUACUACUACUACUACUACUACUACUACUACUACUACUACUACUACUACUACUACUACUACUACUACUACUACUACUACUACUACUACUACUACUACUACUACUACUACUACUACUACUACUACUACUACUACUACUACUACUACUACUACUACUACUACUACUACUACUACUACUACUACUACUACUACUACUACUACUACUACUACUACUACUACUACUACUACUACUACUACUACUACUACUACUACUACUACUACUACUACUACUACUACUACUACUACUACUACUACUACUACUACUACUACUACUACUACGACUACUACUACUACUACUACUACUACUACUACUGCUACUACUACUACUACUACGACAACGAUGACUACUAUUACUACUACUACUAAUAUUACUACACACAUAUGCGCACUACUACUAAUACUGUUCGCACUAGUCAACUUUGACCUUGGCGUUGAAGUUUAUUACGGUAAGAAUCGUACAAUAACUAUUAUGGAUCCCUCAUUCAUAAUAAAGCUGAACAACAUAGCAGAAAAGUAUAAUUAUGAAUUCCGUGAUUGUGACAUAGUCGAUUUAACAGAGUUUUCAGUCACUAAAACAGGGGAUUUCCUGUCGUCAUUACCAGAUAGUAUAUUAUCAGAUGAUGAAAAUUGUUGUGAUGUUGAGAAUGUCCAACCAUCUAUUACUAAAACAGGGUCUUCUACAAAUACUACUAUUAUUGGCACAUGCAGUGAUACAGAAAAGGAAGAAGAAGAAGAGGCAGAGAAACGAGAAGUUGAAAGUCCAUUAUUUAAUGAAAAUUCCAAAAUGGAUUUCAAUGGUAUAAAAGCUGCCUUAUCUUCAUUGGAGAAAUCAGUAUCUUCUUGGGAAAAGCGAAGGUUUCGUCAAAUUAAUGGGUCAAACUUACAUACUAGCAGUAGCAGUAGCAGCGGUAGAGUCAGUCCUACUCCAGAUGACAGAAACCACUUUCGAAAUAUAAUAUCACCAUUUAUGAAAUCUAAAAAUAAUCUCCAUUAUAUUAAAAGACUUACACAUAAAGAAAAAUGGAAAUCUCCUAUGGAAAUAAUCAAAUCAAAACAACGUGUUAUUGAUUGGUUAA